AUGGCAACCCCCGUCGCGCUGUCGCGCGCACCCGGCUUGCGCGGCACACGGGCGCACGAGGGGAGGAUAUGCGCUGCUGGAGGGGGAAGGCGGAGAGGCGGCAGCGCGCAGCAGGAGAAGGGCGGACGGACUGGGGGAAAGGAUGGGUUGAAAGCGGGGAAGGGGAAGGGUGAGGGGAGGUACCGAGGGGGAGGGGCGGCGGAGAGGCAGACCCUCAGGGGGCUGAUUACGCUUGAGCGGGAGUUGGAAGGAGGAAGGCAAGGGGAGGUUGCGCAAGGGGCGGCGGAGGGGGAUGGCAGGCGCGGAGGGCAGGGGGGGAAGAAAUGGAAGCGUCGGGUUGUGCUUCUGCGGUGCGACCUGAGUGACCUGGUGGAGAGGGGGGUUGUGGGGAAAGCGGAGGAGGGGGAGGGGAAGGGGGAAGGGGGAGGGGAGGGGGAGGGGGAGGAGUGCGAGGUGCGGAGUGUGGGCAGUUUGAGGCUGAUGCUGCACGAGUGGGCGCGGAAAUAUGCGCUGGUGGUGGUGGUGGCGGGAGAGUGGGCGCCUGACAUGGCCUCUCAACCUGCUGUUGCUGCCCUGCUAUCCGCGGCAUGCGGCCUGCCCCAGUCCCAGCCUGUCCAGGUCGCGCCUCUGCACUUCGCCCCUCUCGUCUCGCCCCCACCACCAACAACCCCCACCACCACCACUCAACCAGCAACCACCUCCAAUCCCCCCUCACGCCCACGCCACUCCCCUCCCCUCACCCCUCCCCCUCCUCGCGUCCUGCUGCUGCCCAACCUCCGCCACGUGUCAUCCACCGAUGCCGCCAACUCACCCACCCUAGCUACCACGCUGGCAGGCGUGGCAGAAGAACCAGAGAGCGCAGCAGCACACCAGGAGCUGCAAAGCCCAGCGGCUCUCUCCUCCUCCGCGGCCCCCUCCCUCUCCACUGCCAACAUCCGCACCUCCUCUGUCCCGUUGGUAGAUCUCGUGGUGCUGGAUGCCCCUUCCGCGUGCCACCGCGUGCUGGCGUCAUGCGUGGGCGUGGCAGCAGUGGUGGGGCGAGCCGUGGCCGGGCUGAGAGUGGAGCGCGAGCUCAUGGGGGUGCUGGGGGGCUUGAGGGAAGUGGGGGAAGUGGGGGAAGUGAGGGAAGUGGGGGACGUGGGGGACGUGGGGGACGUGGGGGAUGUGGGAGUGUUGGGCUUGAUGGGGAGAGGGGAGGCUGGAGAGGUGAGUGGUGGUGAGGGGCGCAGUUCAGUGGUGACGGUGGUGGGAGUGGCGAGCAUGGGUCGCAGUGGUGCGUUGAUUCGUGCCCUGCUGCCUCGCUGCCAUGCCCUUGUGCUCUCCGGCCCUGGGUUACCAGCCCUGCUCGCUGCUGCUGCUUUUUCGGGCCAAUCACGUCCCUCGGGAGCUUCAAGUGGUCCAGAUGGUUGUGAGUUCCACCUUACGCGCCUGCGUGAGUUCCCUGCCCUCGCCACACUACACUGCAACGAGACACAAGAGAAAGACAAGGCAGCAGAGAGCGAGGAGGCAGCGACAGCAGACAAGGUCCCACAUACCCUCAUCUCGUCCCUCCUAUCUGCUCUCCCCCGCCCUUCCCCACAAGCCCUGGCGGAAGCCUCUGUCUUCCUCUCCUCGCUGCCCACUACCCUCCUCUCCCGCCUUGUGCUGCCCGUUGCUGUGCGUGCUGUACCUGCUACCCACGGCACCACCACUCCUACUCACUCCCACCAGCUCCCGAACCACCACCAGCAGCAGCAACAGCAAGUGGAGCUGUGUGCUUCAAGCAUUGAAGACAUCGCUCGCCUCUGUGCUGCCCUCAACUGCCAGGUCCGCACCCCCCUCUCCUCAUGCCCCCCAAUUUCUCCGCAUGCCCCCCCUCUUCGCCUCAUUCCCCCCCCCCCCCUUUCUCCUCAUGCUCCCCCUUAUCUGCAUGCUCCCUCAUGCCUCUCACCACAGUGCUACAAUUGCAUUUCCCCCCACCCUUCCACAUUCACUCUCCUCCCUUUCAUUCUCCCCCCUUGGAUUGGAUCCCAACAGACUGUGCCACUGCCGCCUCCUGAUUGGUCCACAGUCUUCCUUGAUCCCUCGCUCCCUCUCACUGUUGACAUCGGUUGUGGCAACGGGCGCUUCUGUCGCAGCAUGGCUUGGCGGUUCAGAGGGUCGAGGAACUUCCUUGGGGUCGAGAUCAACCGCCAUUUGGUGCGGAAAGCACUCUCACUAGCUGCCGGCACUUCCCCAACGCAUGAUCAGGACGCGGAGUGCUCUGGCAGGGACACCCGAGAGCAGCGCAGGGAGCACCCACCCAGCAACGUGUGGUUCAUCCAUGCCAACGCCACCACUUCUCUGCACGCACUGCUAAUCGGCUACCCUGGCCCCAUCAACCUCAUCACCAUCCAGUGCCCGGACCCAGACUUUGCAGCGAGCAGGAGAGCACAGGAGAGAGGCACAGCACACGUGCACCGGUGGGGCAUGCUCACCCCUGCCCUCGUGGCUGCCAUGCUUGCUCUGCUGCAUCCCUCCGGCAAGAUUCUCAUCGAGUCAGACAUUGAGGAGGUCGCCACGCGGUUGACGUGUGAUGCCAUUCAAUGGGUUUUGAAAGUGAAGAAGAAAAAGAAAAAGGCGACGAAGUCUGAGAAAGCAGCGGCGAUUGCGGAGGAAGAAGCAGGAAUCGCGGCCGACGCGGAGAGUGGAGCGGCGGACGAUGCGGCCGACGCUGAAGUGGCGCGAGACGAGGGGGACGAGGAGGAAUCUCGAUUGGUUAAGAAGAAGAAGACGACAAAGAAAGCGAAGAAAACUAAGAAUACGGGAAGCAAGAAGGCGGUUGAGUCUGUGAGGGAAGCGGAGGGGGAAGAGGAGGCGGAGGGGGGAGAAGUUGCGGAAACGGGGAGGAGAGCGGGUAGGAAGAGCGGAGAAGGGGGAAGCGGAAAUGGAGAGGACGGGGAAGGUUUUUCCGCAGUGGAUAAGGCGAUGGCGGAGGCGGAAGCUGUGAUUGCGAAGAAGGGGGGAGAUGCGGAGGAGGGGGACGGGGCGGGGGAGGGGGAGCGACCGAAGAAAGUGAAGGGGAAGAAGAGUGGGGCGAGGGAGGCGGAUGGAGGGGAGGAGAAGAGUGAGGAGGAGGAAGGUGGAGAGGGUGUGAUAACGACGAAGUCAAGCAAGUCAAAACAGUCGAGCAAAUCAAGCAAGUCAACAAGGGCAGCAAGGGGGAAAGAGGUUGAAGGGGAGCCGCAGGAGGCGGAAGGCGAGGAGGUUGAAGGGGGUGAGAGGGGUGAGGGGGAUGAGGGAGAUGAGGGGGGAGCAGCGGGUGCAACGAGCACCAGAAAGAAAAAGAAGAAGUUGAAGAAGCAAACGGAGAAGGGUGGGGAGGGGGAGGCAGGAGCAGCGCGGGCUGCUGAGGACGAGGAGGAAGCAGGGCCGGGUGGGGAGGGCGAGACCACGAGAAAGAGCACGACGAAACGCAGGGGCGAGGGCAGGGACGAGGGCAGGGCGGAAGAAGGGGCAGGCAGAGACGCAGUGCGGGCCACAGCUGCAGCUGGUGCCACAGCGGAGGCAUCAGGUGGCGAGGAGAGAGAGGCCGCAGACGGAGCAGCGGCGGCAGGAGGUACGGGAAGAGGAGUCAGCAGGGGAGGGGAGGGCGUGGCGGAAGGCGGAGGAGGGGGAGGCGGGGGGGAAGGUGGGGGAGAGGGAGGUGGCGGAGGGCGAGCGGAGGAAGUGGGGUCAGAGGUGCAGGUGGCGUUCACGGGCCCACAGGACGUGAUGGACGUGCCAGUGGACGAGGAGAUGGUCUCCGUUGACCUCGAGGACAUCCCCCCUGAACCCCCCCAGCCCACCCCCGCUGCUGAUUCCGAUGCUGCCGGCGCUGCCGAUGCAGCAGGGAACGAGUCGCAGGGGGACACUGAGGGGCCGACUACCGGUGGUGGCGGUGCCGAUGGUGGUGUCACCUCUGCUGGGGAAGGUUUUGGGAAAGCAGUGGUGGCGGGUGGGGAUGCAGAGGAGGAAGGGGGGUUCCUUGCCCGCUGGUUCAUCGGCCGUGGGGCAGCAACGGUGGGCAGUGGCAGCUGGUUCGGCGGGAGGCAUGGCCCAGGUGCGGCGUACUCUGAGGUGGCUCGGCAGGAGGUGGAUUUGUCUGUUGCGUUUGGACAGCAGAUUCCGGGGGGAGGGAAGCAGGGAGCGGGAGGGCAGGGAGGGGUGGGGGGAGGAGCAGGAAGGAGCAGGGCAGAUGGUGGGUCAGAGUGGGAUGAGUGGGACGAGGAAUGGGGGGGUGCGAGAGAGGGGGGUGGAGGAGGGAGAGAGAAGGGGGUGGGGAGCGUGGGAAGUGGAGGAAGAGGAGUGGGUUCCGGGGAUGGGUAUAGUUCAGGGGAGGGAGGUAGGGGUGGGGUGAGGAAAGGGGGGAAACUGGUGGUGAGCAAGGGGGCAGGGGCAGCUGGCAAGGAAGGGUGGAAGUCAUGA
Molecule: messenger RNA, 4425 nt
Organism: Closterium sp. Naga37s-1
Lineage: Eukaryota; Viridiplantae; Streptophyta; Zygnematophyceae; Desmidiales; Closteriaceae
Source: the annotation of a GenBank genome assembly